Molecule: messenger RNA, 8028 nt
Organism: Python bivittatus (Burmese python)
Lineage: Eukaryota; Metazoa; Chordata; Lepidosauria; Squamata; Pythonidae
Product: MON1 vesicular trafficking associated B
Biological process (GO): protein targeting to vacuole; vesicle-mediated transport
Cellular component (GO): Mon1-Ccz1 complex
Source: RefSeq, a predicted model, not a curated record
CAGGAAGUGUGGCCGCGGAGCGCUGGCGUUCUGUUCUGUAUGGGUGUGCGAGCGGCUACCGAGUCCAUGUUGUUGUUUGAGAUGUAGAGAUGGAGAACGAAGACCCUGGCUUACCUUGUAAAGGGGGGAUGGACCUCCCUGAGCAGAAACGUGGGCUGGAUCCUACAGACAGAUAUGGGGAUGAGUCGUGUUCUGUCUCAGAGAAGCAGGAGGAGGCACCUGCUGCCCCAAAUAAUGGACCGUUAAAUAUGGUAGUUGACAAAGUGAACGGGCAGGAGGAGCUGAGAGAAGCCCCAGAGGAACUGAGUGACAAAGAUGUGUCUGAUUCAACCUCAAUUGACAACACUUGGGAAGAUUCGAGUGAGUUUCGCCGACAAAUGGUGAUAGGCGAUGGACCAUCAGGAGAAGAGGAGGCAGUGAUACAGUCACGCCUCGCUACAUACCGAGAUGAAGAUGUGACAGCUGAGAGUUGGCGGGCACACAGGAAACAUGUCUUCAUUUUAAGUGAGGCUGGGAAACCCAUUUACUCACGUUACGGCAACGAAGAAGCCCUCAGUUCCACCAUGGGUGUCAUGAUGGCCCUCGUUUCAUUCAUCCAAAGUGGGGAUAACUCUAUCCGCUCCAUUUAUUCUGAUGAUCACAAACUGGUUUUUGUGCAACAGGGCCCCUUGGUACUGGUUUCAGUUUCGCACACCCUACAAUCAGAGCAGCAGCUACGCCAGGAGCUUUUGUAUGUCUACGAUCAGAUCAUCAGCAUGCUUACCCAGGCCAGCAUCACCCGCAUCUUUGAGCGGAAGAAGAACUAUGACCUCCGGCGCUUGUUGACUGGCUCGGAAAAGAUCCUUGACCGUUUGCUGAACCUGGUAGAAUCAGAUCCUUGUUUCCUCCUUGGAGCUGUACGCUGCCUACCCCUCCCCGCCUCCCUCCGGGAUUCCCUGGGCACUUUGCUCCAAAAAGCCAUCACCCCUAACCUGGUCUUCUCCAUUUUGGUGGCUCGUAGUCAACUGGUCACCACAGUGCAGGAGAAAACAGUGAUUGAAGAUUGCCGGUUAGAACCUACUGACCUGCACCUGUUGCUCAAUCUCAUUGGGGCAACCUCUGCCUUCCAAACUGGGGAGAUUUGGACACCUAUUUGUUUGCCACGUUUCAACCCUGAUUGUUACUUUUAUGCUUAUAUUUCUUAUUUGGAUUCAGAAUGUACUGUCUGCCUCAUCCUUCUCUCUACGGACAAGGACUCUUUCUAUUCUGUGUCAGACUGCAAGAAACGAAUUGAGGAGGGCAUGAGGACUCAGAACUACCUGCAGGCACUCUCAAGUGGCUUAAAGAGCCCAUCCUAUAGUGUGGGGCUGGUGGGAGUACCAGAUCUUCGGCACUUUAUGUACAAACCUCUGGAUAUACCGGAUAAUUAUCGACAGCUUCCCCAGUUCACCAGUCCAGAACUGGAGGGGCCAUAUUGCAGUGAGAAUGAACGGCACCGACUCUUUGACCUCUACCACUACCUUCAUGGUCGCAUCCACAGUACCUCGCGUCCUCUACGUCUCAUCUACCAUGUAGCUGAAAAGGAGACUUUAUUGGCUUGGGUUACCAGUAAGUUUGAAUUAUAUACCUGUUUCAAUCCUUUGGUGACGAAAGCUGGUGCCAUCAAUGUUUUGACCAAGCUGUUACGUUGGAUAAAGAAGGAAGAAGACCGUCUCUUCAUCCGUUACCCACCCAAGUAUUCCACUACACCUAAUCCUGGGAAAGGAAGCAGGGCCCCCCGAACAGAUGGUACUGAGAAUGGCUUCUUUGGAGGAGGUCACUAGACCUAGGACUUCCAGUUGCUCUGAAAUGCAUUCUGAACGUGUGCCACCCUACAAAUAGCCCUGGAUGAUGGAACUGUUCUGUGAGCUGGGGGAGCUCCUAGUCUUGUUCUCUAAACCGGGACGGGUGGUGGAUAUGAGAAGGAUUGGAGUUUAUCAGGCUGCGCUGUGUCCCAUUGUUGGAGAUAAAUCCAGAAAGCUUUAGCCUGAUGUUUUUAAAUAUUUUUUUCCACUUGUGUUCUUUGCUUGUAGGGAAGUACUGAGUUUGGGUAGAGAUCCUGAGAUUGACUGGAAAUAGCUAAGGAGGCUUUGGCUGAUAUAGCUUUGGAAGUGACAUGUAACUGGAAGUUACAGGAUUUCACAAGGAUUGUGCUUAAAUUACGUUGACGCUUCUGCAGCCUAGUGGGUUUACAUUUCUUUUAGUGAGUGCUCAUACCACUCCUAUUAUUUCUGGGUAAUUGCUUUGUUUUCACCAUUUGGAUUCCUCUUCCUCCUUGGCAAUUUACUCAGUCUGGAUGCUUUUUCUUCCUUCAGAGUAAAAUCAGGAGGUAGGGAAUCUGGCUUGCUCUGCUUGUCUCAAAGAAUAUUCCAAAUGGGGUAAUAGUGGAAAGAGAGCCCCAGUGGAAGACUAAAAUAAAGUAAAUCUUAGAGAAGUUUGAAAAUACUUGCUGCUUUCUGAUAAACUGCUUGAUUGUCCAUAGUUCUUCUGGAAUGGCUGUCCAUGGCAGAUCUACAGUGGUGGGUGCUACGGAUUUAUUGGAAGGCUGGCACUUUCAGACAGUGUGUAAUUUAGUAAAAUGAUUUUCUACAAAGGUAGCUGAUUUGAAUCAUUUUAAUGCAACUUUGCGAGUAAGUCAAAGAAACCCAGUUCCAAAGAGUCUUUCAUCCUGGGACUAUCUAGCAGUAUUUUUGAUUAACAUACAUGUUGUAUCUUCAUUUUGUACUAUAAUUACCCUUUGAAUGAGGGAGGCUGCUUCGGCCCUUUGUUCUGAUACCAUGAGAAGGUAUAUAAUGUGUGAUAUAAUGUGGUAUUUAAUAUGUGAAGGGUAUUUUGUAGUCCUUUGAGGAAUUUGAUGUCUGUAUGUAAUGGCUCAAUUUGUACAGUGCAAUUAAUUAUGAUGGAAUUUUGACUUACUUUUUAAUGUCUUAAGUUGAACCUAAUUGGAUUUAAAUUGUCCCUUGGCCUUCCAUAACUUUCUUCCUGUCUUCCUUACUCUUCUCUUGCUCUGUUUUUUCAUGUUUUAAAAUUCCUAUGGGUAGCUACUGGAAUGGUACACUGGUUCUUGUAGUUUUUCCUAUAUUGAGGUGCCGCUGUUCUCUUUUCCCACCCCAUAAUUAGGAAGACAGAUAACCCCAUCGUAAAUGUACUUUUGGGUUUAAUACUGACAAAUAUCUCUCUUCCCAUGUCUGCCAAGUUCAGAUUUUGAUGGAAUAUGCAAGCAGAUGGGCAAAGGUUCUUCUCAGGAGGUGACGCCGGUGACACCCAGUUAACCGUGGCAUCCUUUGCCUUCCUGAGCAGCUGCUGCUCUGCCAUGCUAAAUGUGUCCUGUAUAAAUUUGCUGCUCUUUUACUGGGUCUUUUUUGUGUACGUAUCCUUCAUAUUUGUUAAAAAUAAGGCUUAGGUUUGGGAGCACAAUCCUGCUCUUCUUGUCAUAUCUUAAGAUGGAAGAGGAGAGAGAGAGUAUAUGUCUGUGCGUAAUGAGGGAAGACUUAAUUUAACUGGGGAUUCCUCUGUAGGUGUGUUGAUAGUGUUGAACUAUGAAAUGAAUUGGACCCUCUUUGUCAACGCUGCAAGAAGCAAAGGAAUGAUGUGCUUUUGAAGGGUGCAUCUGUUGCUAUUCAAUUCCUUCUGGUGGUGCAGGCUUGCUUCUGGCUGGCACUUUUUUCUACCCUGAUAAAAGAACAGCACUGCUUGUAUGCAUAAUAUGGCUGGAUGACAAUGAUUUAUAUUUCUAGCUAAGCUGAUACAAUGAGAACUGGAAACAUCUGAUUAAAUUCCAACAAAAUCCAUUUUAAAAUCAGCUCCAUCUUGGCAUGUGUCUGUUUCUUUCUCCAUCUGCCGGCAUGCUCAGCAAAAAAAUCUCUUUAACUUGCAAGGAUCAACUGCAUUAUCUGUUUCCAGGUUUCCAGGAAUCCUCUGUGACAAUGUGGCAAAUAAUAAGGCUGUUUCUUUAAACCAUUAAAACUAAGUCUGUUUUAAUUGUAUGCAAUCUAGGUGAUCAGUUAGUUAAUUUAUUUAAACCUAUAUCAAAUAUAGAUAUAAGGAAAACAGCAAUGACUGUAAAAGUAGGUCAUUUUAAACAUGUAUGUCUUAGGAAGGCAAACUCCUAAAAGUGGCAUUCUUCCUUCUCAUUUAGAAGAGGAAGAGUUUUGACAGUUGCUGCAUUCUAUAAGUAUUUGUAGUGUAAAUUCUUGUACUUUUAUACAAGUACUUCUGUAUGUACUUAUAGUCUCUGUAGUAAAAAAAAAAAGAAAAAAGGAACCCAUUUAAUUGGGAGCACUUAAUUUAUGCAAAUGAUUUUAAUCAGUUAAUUUAAUUAUUUAAUUAGUCAUUGAAGAUGUGCAAAAAGUUUACUAACAAUGCUUUUAAUGAGGCUGCCUGUUUUUAAUGUAGUUUGGUUAGUAAUUAGUUGCUUGAAAGAACCAGUUUUUAAAAUCUGGAAGGGAUUCCUUCUUCUCAGAUGUAAGAAACAGAUAACUUUAUUUUCUCAAGUCCUAUGUUAUAAAAUUUACCUUGAGACUGCACUCAACCAGUGGCAUCAAAAAUAUCAAAGAAAUCUGUAAGUGGAACUGGAAAUUUAAAAGUUACAUUCCUUUAGACUCUAAAGUUUAGAGAGGUAAUUUCUAAACAAUAUUUUUCUGCAAAAUUGGGGAAGAAAAAGGAAAUCUGAAACACUUGACAAAAAAGGUAACGCUGUUGUCAGUAGGCAUUCUACAUGUUGACUGUAUUUUUCUUCCUUUCCCUAUUUUGUGUCUUUCCUUUGUUCCUUCUGCUGGGCUCAAAGACAAUUCUGUCAUAUGCAAAUUAACUAGCAUUAGUGAGUUAUGUGUAGUGUCACAACAUAUACUUCAUUGAGAUGUUAAUUUAUUUACUUUUAAAUUAUUAUUUUAUUUAUAAAUCUUCCCUUUAGACAAGUAAAUAGCAAAGGAGAAGAUGUCCAAGUGGUCUAUAAACACUAAUUUGAGAAUAAUAGGAGUUUUCGGAGUGAAUAGUACACAAAAGAAAGUUGGUCAAAACUAUAUGGGACAAGGUUAAGGUGCAGUGCUGUCUACCGAAGAGCUUUUCUCCACUGCUGAGUUAAAAUGCUAUCUGCUGGUCCUUGAGUUGUCAAAAAACUAUACUAGCAUGAAUAUUUUCUCUUCUUGUUGCUGAUACUCCCUUUACUGAGCAUGUUCUGGGUCAUUGCCAAAUGGUGCUGUCUAAAUAUGUCAUGAGCUAAUGGGACAUAUGGCACUAUAGCAGGAAUGGGAUAGGUAUAUAUAGGAUAGAUACGGGAUCCUGUCCAUCUUCUUUUGUGCCCUCUUCCUACACCCUAUUCAGACAUGACACUUUGAAUAAAACUUAAAAAAAAAAACCAGAUUGGACUCACAAAGGAAGCUGAGUCAUACGCAGCAGGAUUUCUCUCCCCUUCUCAUCCUUUCUUUAUGUAGAUAAUAAAUGCUGACUUCCAGAUUUCUUUGUCUGUUCGAGAGGCAACUGGGAAGGAGAAUUUGAUAUUGCCAUUUUAGUGUUGCUCUAUUUUAGUGAUUUAUGCUAUUUCAGCCUGAUUUUGCUAAUGCCAUUCCACAGUUCUGUUGCUUCAGCCUUACUUUAGAGCAGUUGCAAUAUUUAAGUAUUGAACUGUACCCAGAUCUUUAGAGCUGAUGGCAAAAUAGUGACAGAUGAAGAUGACCAAGGACUGGAGGAGAGGGGGCAUGCUGCAUUCCCCAGAAUUCACCAAUAAGUGCCACUCUGAUCCCACCCACACUGGUCACCUGAAGACCCUUCCCCAGUUGCACCUAACCACGAAACAAGCAUACCAUUUUUCUGUUGUGCCCCCAUAGUAUUGCCUUCAUCUCACCCCUAAUUCAUUCUGAGCAAGCUUUACUCAUUCUCAGCUGUACUGGUUAAAGCCUAUUUUCUUCCUUAACCUGACAACAUCCAACAGCAGCUGCAAUGGGUAUAAAAUUGCCUCCCAUUACACUGGAGAUGAAGUGGGUUUUGAACUCCAUUUUGGACAUCAUUUGCUACUUUUGCUAUAUCUGUGGCCUGUCUGGAAUAGGGGGAGCACAAUUUAACAUUGCUGACUGCUGAUCCAUUUAAAACUAUGCCAAACGUGGAACGGAUAUAUUUGUAUUGCAGGGGUGGGAUGCACUUCAGCCAUUACUGGUCCAUGCAAUUUAGACCACUUUGGGCUCUUUCUGCAUGUCUCCCUUCCUCCAGUGAGUGUGGAAGUAACUUAUUUUUUUGGAUCUCUCCUGAAAGUGUUGGCUCCUUUCUGUUAUAAGAUGGUGUAUACUUGAAGUGCAUAUUUUGAAAAUAGACUUGAAAAACAAGGCCACAUUUUCAAAAGGUAUCUUUUUCCAGGCUGGACUACACAAAGAUAGAGCUGUUCUUUUACGUUUCUUUUUCCUUUGUCACAAAACCUGUCAGCAGUUAUCCUGCACCUGCAGAAUAAAUGAGGUUUCACAUUACCAGUGGAAGAAUAUUGUAUUAUGUAUAGGUGAAAAUUGUGUGUUAUUUUUCAUUACUUUGGAAACUGGAGGCAGGCAAGUCAGUUGUAUUUAAAUCUAGGCAAGAUCAAAAAGUAAUGCUUGGCAAGCUUUGUAAUAUAAAGGGCAUGAGUCUAUAAUUUAAAACAAACAUGGGCAAUGUUUUACUACCCAGAGCUGUCUUUUAUUUUUAUCUUUUUCAGCCACUGAGGGCCACAGCAUGGCUGGUGAUGUGGUAAUCUCCCUGGAGGGGAUGGAGCCACAUUUUUUGUUUUAAACGGCCUGGGUGUUUCUUUAAUGCAAAAUAAUGUGUUGUUUUAUGUCCCCUCUCCUGAAAUUGCCUUGCUGUCAAAUUGUGAUAGUGCUAUGGAGAGGAGAGUGCCUGGGGGCUGCAAAAAUGGGUCUAGGGAUCACAUGUGCAUCCUGACUUAAUACAUUUGGCCCAUUCUUUUCAUUUAGCCUGGGGUGCUGCUGGAUUAAUGACUGAGUUUGAGUGUCUAGGGACUGGUAGUGAUUUUUUACUUUUAGAAUAAGCUAUGAUCUUUUCUCAUAGAUACAUAUCAUUCAGGCCUUUGGAACGGUACAGGUAGGCCAGAAUAAUGUCUUUUUAUAUAGGAUUUCAGUCAGUAUAGAUGCUUUCAGUGGCUGCCUGCAAGGUCAAGGAAAAUCCUAUAUGCUUGAGUGUCUCUUCUCUCUCUCCAAAUGCAUUAUUUACCAAAUGCAUUUCAAGGAGCUGGGGAUGACCAAGAAAGCCGCAAAAGUUCUAUGCCAGAAGCAUUUCCACCCGAGAAAUGCUUCUGGCAUAGCACCAAUUGUAAGCCGCCCAGAAUCACAAAUGUGAGAUGGGUGGCUAUAUAAAUAAAAUAAAAUAAAUAAAUAUGUACAUCAUCCAUUGUAAAAUUCUGUAUGCUGGGAGACUUGAUAAAGCCUAGACUCCUUUAAUGUUUAAGCUGGCUUGUUCGGCUCUGGACAGAGCAGGUUCCUACAGACUAAUUUCUUUUGAACUGGGAGGGAUUAACUUGAUUGUUUAAAAAAUGUCAUCUUUCCUUUUUUGGUGCUAAAUGAAGAGUAAUCUCCACUUUAUUAUUAAUUCAAACAGCUCCUCAUUUUCCAGAAAUAUGUGUUUGACUUUGAUUUCUUGAAAAAUGUAACUUUCUAUAAGAUCCUGUUUUUAGUCUUUUAUUUGCUUUUGUUCCAUCUCUUUCCAUUCUUCACACUUUACUGGUAUUCUGUUAAGAAACAGCAUUUCUCUGAUCCUCUUCAGUUGUAUAACCUGCCCUAGGAUCUAGUAUUAGUUACGUAAUGUCUUAAGGCUGUUACACUUGACCAUUGUUUUAUUUCCCCCUUUUUGCUGCUUUUGUACAUUAUAGAAAACUUGAUGGAGUGUGGUAAGCAAAGUAUCCUUGGCCCCAUCAGAGCAUUUCUCUUUGGCAGAGUCUCUGAGGUCUUGAAGGAAGAACUGAGCUCUUGUAAAUAAAUAAUAAAGCUAUGUCAACUGCUGCACUUGAAGGAGCCUAAUAAAAUAUUGGAGACCUAA